Molecule: messenger RNA, 1623 nt
Organism: Plasmodium berghei ANKA
Lineage: Eukaryota; Apicomplexa; Aconoidasida; Haemosporida; Plasmodiidae
Product: DNA-(apurinic or apyrimidinic site) lyase, putative
Exons: 1
Coding region: 1-1623 (540 amino acids)
Biological process (GO): base-excision repair
Cellular component (GO): nucleus
Molecular function (GO): double-stranded DNA 3'-5' DNA exonuclease activity; phosphoric diester hydrolase activity; DNA-(apurinic or apyrimidinic site) endonuclease activity
Source: RefSeq, a predicted model, not a curated record
AUGAAUAUAAAAAAAUUUCGGAUUUUAUUUUUUUUUAACAAAAAAUAUAGUUAUUUGUCAACAAUCAAAUUAAAAGAAUUUCACUUAAAUCAUUGGGAAAAAUAUAAUAAUAAACUAAAAAUAAUGGAAAAUAUCCCAAAUGGAAAAAAAAGACAAAAUACUUAUUUGGAUGGGGGUAGUGAUUUUGAUGUAAAUAAAAAAACUCGAUUAGUUUUAUUAAAUGAAAGGGGGGUAUCGGGUAGAAUCCCCACAACUGCUAAUAUUGGAGAAAUUAAUAAUAAGGAUAAUGUUUUAAAAACUUUUGACGUCUGCAAUAGUUUUAAUUCUGCUUUUGAAAAUGAUAAAUCAGAGGAAUUGGAAACACAUCACGAUAAAAUAGUUGGCCUUAAAAUUCCAACAAUUCAUGAUACUAUCAAAACAGAAAAAAAAGUAAUUAUUAAAAAGGAAUGUGAAAUAAAAGAUGUAAACCCUAAUGACAAAAUUGGAGGUAGUUUAGAAAAUGACAAAAUUGAAGGUGGUUUAGAAAAUGAAAAAAUUGGAGGUGGUUUAGAAAAUGACAAAAAGAAUGAAUUGCCUGAACAAGUCAGGAAAAAUGUAAAUGUAAUAGUAACUUGGAAUAUGAAUAGCAUUACUGUAAGGUAUAAAAAUAAAGAAAAGUGGAAAAGAUUUAUGAAAUUCGUCAACGAAAUAAAUGCAGAUGUUUUGUGCUUUCAAGAAGUUCGGCUUCCGGCUUUAAACAUUUCAAAAAAUGAGUCAAAAAAUGUAAAUAACAAAGUAUAUGGAGGAAAAAAAAAUGAAGGGGAAGAAAGAAAUAGGGGAUCUGUAAAAAAUACAGAUCAAAAAAGUUUGAUAGAUUAUAAAAUUGUUGAGGAAAUAUUAAAAAAUGAUUUUAAAGAAUAUAAUGGAUAUUUUAGUUUAGCAAAUAUAAAAUAUAGUGGUCAAUUAGUAUUAGUUAAAAAAUCUAUAAAAGUAAAAUCAGUUCGGUAUAAUCUUUUAUUUGAAACAGAUCCUAAUAUACAUAAUGAUGAAGGUAGAAUAAUAUUAUUAGAAUUUUCAAAUUUUUAUUUAUUAUCUACAUAUUCGCCUAAUAAUGGUUUUGACCAAACAAAAUUUAAAAGAAGAAGUUUAUUUGACAAUCAAAUGAAAGAAUUUGUUUUGUUUAUGAAAAAUGAAAAUAAAAAUCUGAUAUGGACAGGAGAUUUAAACAUUGCACCUGAAGAUGUUGAUUUAUCGCAUCCUAUAGAAUUUAGAAAAAUGAAAAAAGGAAAUGUUCCUAAAGAAUACAUUGGACAACCUGGUUGUACAGAUGCGGAAAGAGCAAAUUUUAAAACAAUUUUAAAAAAUGGCGAUUUAAUCGAUUCAUAUAGAUAUUUUGAAAAUUAUAAAAUAAAAAACGAUCCAACAUAUAAAAGAAAAACUAAUAUCAAUGAUAAUAUUUAUACAUGGCGCUGUCCAUUUCUUAUUGGCAAAUCAUGUAAUAGAGCAAUGCGAAUCGAUCAUUUUAUUGUUUCUAAAAAUUUACUUAAUCAAAUUGAAAAUAUAGAGAUACAUGGAUAUAGUGUUUUUCACACUAAUUUUUAUGGAUCAGAUCAUUGUCCAGUUAUUCUAAAUAUGAAAAAAUAA